Messenger RNA from Ictidomys tridecemlineatus (thirteen-lined ground squirrel), 1122 nucleotides. The record is from RefSeq and is a predicted model, not a curated record. NCBI's taxonomy places the organism in Eukaryota, Metazoa, Chordata, Mammalia, Rodentia, Sciuridae.
AUGCGGGGCAAGAGUGGGCCCAGCCUGGAGCAAGGCCCCGUUCAGUACUGUGAGACCAGAGUUCCAGUCCCCAGCGGGGAGCUCACCGCCACGCGGCGCUCUAGGGCGUGGGCAGGUGGUGGCGGUGGUCCCUGCGCCGCAGACACCACGUGGAAGAAGGGGGCAGAGCUCCGCUGUGCCCCGCUGGGUCGGAGGCCCUGUGGACAGCAGAGUGGCCCUCACAUCCGUCCCAGCAGCUGCCCAUCUUGUCCCCCUCAGACCAGACCUGAGGACGGGAGCACAAACGUAGCAUUCCAGGCCCUGGGAGGCCCAGCGAGGGCCUGGGACGUGGGCACCUGGGACAUGGGCACCGGGCACGUGGGCACCGGGCACGUGGCCGGCGGCUUCCGGCCCUUGUUCUGGUGUGGCCAGCUGUCCCUCCAGGCCGAGGAGUGUCAGUGUGGCAGCCGCUCUGCUGAGCAGGAAAGGGGGGACCGGGGACAGUGUGUGACCCCCUCUCUCCCCGGCCACAGCAUCCACAACGGGGUGAUCGCCGUCUUCCAGCGCAGGGGGCUGCCCGACCAGGAGCUCUUCAGCCUCAACGAAGGUGUCCGGCAGCUGCUGAAGACGGAGCUCGGGCCCUUCUUCACGGAGUACCUGCAGAACCAGCUGCUGACUCAGGGCAUGGUGAUCCUCCGGGACAAGAUCCGCUUCUACGAGGGACAGAAGCUGCUGGACUCCCUGGCAGAGACCUGGGACUUCUUCUUCAGUGACGUGCUGCCCACGCUGCAGGCCAUCUUCUACCCAGUGCAGGGCAAGGAGCCCUCCGUGCGCCAGCUGGCCCUGCUGCUGUUCCGGAACACCAUCACUCUCAGCGUGAAGCUAGAGGACGCACUGGCCCGUGCCCAUGCCCGCGUGCCGCCCGCCAUUGUGCAGAUGCUGCUAGUGCUGCAGGGGGUGCACGAGCCCAGGGGCGUCACGGAGGACUACCUGCGUCUGGAGGCGCUGAUCCAGAAGGUGGUGUCACCAUACCUGGGCACCUGUGGCCUCUUCUCCAGCGAGGGCCCCUCCUCCCACUCCUGCAUCCUGGGUAGGGGUCACCUGGGCCCUGGGCUGGGGCUGGGGUGACCACUGCCCCCGUUC